Molecule: messenger RNA, 1017 nt
Organism: Lotus japonicus
Lineage: Eukaryota; Viridiplantae; Streptophyta; Magnoliopsida; Fabales; Fabaceae
Exons: 2
Coding region: 1-1017 (338 amino acids)
Molecular function (GO): catalytic activity
Source: RefSeq, a predicted model, not a curated record
AUGGAUAGCUCUCCAUUCCAAAUUAUUGCAUGGAAUAUACGUGGUGGCGCCGGAGCGCGUGGACAUCGCAGAGUUAAGGAAUUGGUUAGGGCUUUCAGACCCUCCAUCUUUGCGUUAUGCGAAACACAUUGUAGAUUUGCACGGGUUCGUAACUUCUGGCAGCAGCAAGGCUAUGAGCUCAUUCAUGAAACAGAAGCCACUGGACACAGUGGCGGAAUAUGGUUACUUGCUCCCACUACCAGGACAUUCCAAAUAGGUCUCGUUGAGUCUUGGGAGCAAAUGAUCUCAGUAGAGGUCCAUCAUGGUGGUCGGCGAUGGAUUUGCACGGCGGUGUAUGGAAGCCCUAAUCCUGUGCGUCGGCAAGACUUGUGGUCGUAUUUGGCAAGCUUCCGUCAUCGGUGCCAAGACCCAUGGCUGGUUCUAGGGGAUUUUAAUGAAGUCUGCUCCCCUUCAGAGGUGUGGGGAGGAGAGUUUAAUAAUGCCCGCGCUAUGAGCAUGUUGAAUAUGUUGGACAUGUGCUCUCUUAUUGAUCUGGGGUUCACCGGGCCAAAGUUUACUUGGGAGAGGCGUGUUAAUGGCAGGAGAGUGAUGGCGAAGCGCCUUGACAGAGCUCUAGGAGAUUUAGCGUGGAGAUCAACAUUUUGCGAGGGUUAUGUUGAACACUUAACUAGAGUAUACUCUGAUCAUGCACCAGUUUUGGUUCGUUUGGAAGCCCCCCCAUUGGAGAGGAGGCCACGACCUUUCCGGUUCCAAGCAGCAUGGGUCACACACCCAUCGUUUGAGACAGUUGUACAGCAUACUUGGGAAGGACAAGGACGUUCGCUUAAGGAGAAACUUUCAAACAUGCAAGAGGCCGCAACUAAGUUCAAUAAGGAGACCUUUGGAAACAUACACAAGCGUAAAUGGCGUGUGGAGCGUAGACUACAGGGGGUUCAAAACGAAUUAGAUUGGAAUGCUUCUGAAUCCUUGUCUAGGAAGAGCUGCUUUGGUACCAAAAGUCGCGUGAGCAAUGGGUAA